AUGAAGUUUCUCUUCCUGUUUCUUGCCAUCCUUCUGGCCAUGGAACCAGUGGUAUCAGAGGAAGAAUGUUGGAUGAAGGGAAAAUGCCGGUUGGUGUGCAAAAAUGAUGAAGACAGUGUCACACGCUGCUCAAAUCGUAAACGGUGCUGUAUCCUUAGUCGUUAUUUGACAAUCGUACCAAUGACAAUUGAUCGAAUGCUCCCUUGGACCACUCCUCAAGUGACACAAGGAGACAGUUAA
This is a messenger RNA of Budorcas taxicolor (takin), 240 nucleotides long. RefSeq names its product beta-defensin 119-like. Gene Ontology annotation, molecular function: lipopolysaccharide binding. Bases 1 to 240 code for a protein of 79 amino acids. The record is from RefSeq and is a predicted model, not a curated record. Gene Ontology annotation, biological process: defense response to Gram-negative bacterium; antifungal innate immune response; defense response to Gram-positive bacterium. Lineage: Eukaryota; Metazoa; Chordata; Mammalia; Artiodactyla; Bovidae. The transcript has 2 exons.